GAGAGCAAGUCCACAAGCUUUUGGGCAUCGGUUGUGGAGGGCACCCGUGCAGGUGCAAUCUUGGACAUGACAGCAAGCACACAGCUAGCGCACGCGGCUCUGGAUGCCCAGGUGGUGGCUGCUGAGGAGAACGAGCUUGCCAAUGAGGUUCAGACUCACUUUGCUGGGCGCCUGACGGAGCAAUCUGACUCGGAGGAGGAG
Effrenium voratum is the source of this 201-nucleotide messenger RNA. Lineage: Eukaryota; Dinophyceae; Suessiales; Symbiodiniaceae. The record is from the annotation of a GenBank genome assembly.